This is a messenger RNA of Entamoeba invadens IP1, 978 nucleotides long. RefSeq lists its product as hypothetical. Lineage: Eukaryota; Evosea; Mastigamoebida; Endamoebidae. The transcript has a single exon. Bases 1 to 978 code for a protein of 325 amino acids. The record is from RefSeq and is a predicted model, not a curated record.
AUGUAUUUUUUGCUGUUCGUAGCAUUAAGUAGUGCAAUGACUUUGAACGAAUUUGCGAAACUUUCCUCGACAUCACGCGAUAAAAUUAGCUCAGUGAAUAUGUUCUUCAGAGGGAAGGCUUACCAAUCAUUGAGUGACAUUAAGCACUCGGAGGCCAAUGACAAAAUUGUAGUAAAGAUGAUGAAGAAGACUGUCCAUCGCGAGACUAAGGAAGCUCUUCGUGAGUUCAUAAAAACAAAUUACAUCACAAACAAAACAGCAAACUAUGUAGACAUUGCCGCAAAGACUCACGAAAUGGAAGCCGAUGUGAUUAAGGGGUUUGACGGUGUUCACACCAAAUUUGUUCAGGCUGUGGUAAACACAACGGCCUCUGUGAAGAAGGUUUUGAAGGCUGAAAAGAUCGAGGCGACCGUUUCCAACGCUGGUGUGAAGACUAUUGGUGUUGACUUAGCAAAGCAACUUCGAAUGGGGAACAACGUGACUUCAGAUCAAUUAGAAAAAGUGUUUAACACGUCGAUCGAAGCGAUGAAGAACGUCACACAGACGUUUGCCAAUUCAACCAAAGACAAAUUAGAAGCAAUUGCUGCUGCGGUCAAGUUCAUUAAAACGGGGGAGAUGAAAAUGCUUGAGUCGUAUAAUAAGAUGUACACGCUCUUUAGACUUGCCCUAACAGAGAAGUUGUUUGUGAACCACACCAUCGUCAACUCCACCACUGAAAAGAGCAAAUUAGCUAAACAAGUCAAAGUCGACAUUCAGCAACAAACAAACAAAUUGGUUGGAGUCCAAAAAGAUUUAAUUAAAGAAAAGAAGGUCAUCGAAAAGGCUCAGAAGAAGAUUAAUAAGAAGAUCAACAAACCAGUGAAGAAAGCUAUGAAGAAAAUGGCUAAGAAAGUUAUUAAGAAUACCAAGAAGGCUGCAAAGGACACUAAGAAGGCAACAACUCCAGCCGCCGCUAAAUGCGUUAAACCAAAGAAGUAA